CAGUGUGUGCGGUAAUGGAUGUGUUGUGGCUGAACACACCGUCUCACAGGCCCUGUCCCCCGGGGUGAGCAGAGGAGGGGCCACAGUGGAGCGGAGGCGGGGCGCACGGUGCUACGGCUGAGUGGAAGGAAAGUGGAAAGUGAGAAAAUACCUGAAUGGACAAUCUGCAAUAAAUCCCAUCCACCUCAGCUCUCCUGCUGCAACUCUCCCGCCCACCGUCCUCUCCCACCCCUCUCCUCCUCUGUGUAGCCUCCCCCGUCGUCCCGCCUCCCUUCUCCCGCUCCCUCCUCGUUGACCUCCAAGAUAGAUUCCCUCAGGAGUAAGGUUGACCUGCUCAAGCUUCCCCUGGCGCUCUCCACCAAGUCCAUCUCCGAGCGCAAGAGCCAGCUGGGAGGAGUCGGCGAGUAUCGCGGCCCGGGGGUUGGAGGAGGAGGCGGGGCUCGUAAAGUCCGCUCACCGCCGACCCGAGACAUGGACAACGAGUCCCAGUACUCGGGAUACUCGUACAAGUCCUCGCACUCCAGGAGCUCCCGCAAGCACAGGGAUCGGAGGGAUCGUCACCGCUCAAAGAGUCGAGAUGGCAGCAGUCGUGGAGACAAAUCGGUCACCAUCCAGACUCCUGGAGAGCCGCUACUGGACGCCGAGUCGACCCGCGGAGAUGAGAGGGACGAUAACUGGGGUGAGACCACCACGGUCGUCACCGGCACCUCCGAGCACAGCAUCUCUAACGAGGACCUGACCCGCAUCACCAAAGAUCUGGAGGAGUCGACGCCGCUGGAGUGCAAGCGCUUCGUGGGCCCGGCUCUGGGAGGUUGCCUGAGCUUCUUCGCUCUGCUCACCCCGUUAGCCUUCCUCAUCCUGCCGCAGGUGUUGUGGCGCGACGCCCUGGAUCCCUGCGGGACGCCCUGCGAAGGCCUCUACGUUUCUUUGGCCUUCAAGCUGCUGGUCCUGCUCAUUUCCUCCUGGGCGCUGUUCCUCCGGCCUCCUCGCGCCACGCUCCCGCGCUUCUUCGUCUUCCGCUGCCUGCUGAUGGUGCUGGUGUUCCUGUUCGUGGCCUCCUAUUGGUUGUUCUACGGCGUGCGGGUGCUGGAGCCCCGGGAGAGGGACUACAGGGGGAUCGUGGAGUACGCUGCUUCGCUGGUGGACGCUCUGCUCUUCAUACAGUACCUGGCUCUGGUGCUGCUGGAGGUCCGACACCUGCAGCCCGCCUUCUGCCUCAAAGUGGUCCGAAGUACGGACGGAGCCAGCAAGUUCUACAACGUGGGACACCUCAGUAUCCAGCGGGCCGCGGUCUGGGUGUUGGACCGUUAUUACAGCGACUUCUCCGUCUUUAACCCCGCCCUGCUCAACCUGCCCAAGUCCAUCCUGUCCAAGAAGAUGACCGGCUUCAAGGUUUACUCUCUGGACGAAAGCACCACCAAUAACUCUUCAGGUCAGUCCAGGGCCAUGAUAGCAGCAGCUGCCCGGAGGAGAGACAACUCCCACAACGAGUUUUACUACGAGGAGGCCGAGAUGGACCGCAGGGUCCGCAAACGCAAGGCCAGGUUGGUGGUGGCGGUGGAAGAAGCCUUUACACACAUCAAGCGUUUCCACGAAGACGAAGCUGCCUCGUACCUCAAACUCCCCCGAGAGGUGAUGGAUCCUCGGGAAGCGGCUCAGGCCAUCUUCGCCCCGAUGGCCCGAGCGAUGCAGAAGUACCUGCGCACCACCCGGCAGCAGGCCUUCCACAGCAUGGAGAGCAUCCUCACACACCUGCAGUUCUGCAUCACACACAACAUGACGCCCAAGGCCUUCCUGGAGCGGUACCUGAGCCCCGGCCCCACCGUGCAGUACCAGCAGCAGAACGGCAGGGGGCGCCAGUGGACUCUGGUGAGCGAGGAGCCGGUGACCUCGGCCCUGCGUCAGGGUCUCAUCUUCUCCCUGCGUCGCCUCGACUUCUCUCUGGUCGUCACGGUGAUGCCUCUCCCCUUCCUGCGGCUCGGGGAGGAAUUCAUCGACCCGAAGAGCCAUAAGUUCGUGAUGAGGCUUCAGUCGGAAACCUCGGUGUGAAUCUUUUUUCCCCACCUGACGGGAAAUGUGGAGGCCAUGUGGUCCACUCACAUCCAAUCCACUUCCUGUCUGUGACAAAUAAACCAUUCAAGGAGAGAGCGAAUCCCUCCUCCUGAUGUAAAACUGCUCAAUGAUUGAUCAAACCUGGAAUAUAACGGAUGCCUUCUGUAAGAGACUUUUUUUUAUAAAGGGGGAUUUUCUCCUCUUUUGGCUUCUCCUGUUGCUGUAACCACUGGACUACUUCACUGUGCUGACUCAACUCCAGAAAGUAGGAGGGAGAUUACAUCACAUUUGUCAUUUCCUCUUUCUCAAAGACAGACAGCUCUGAAUGCAGCGCUGGUGUACCACAGCCUCUUGGUUCCCUCUCAAUGUACCGUUUCAAGAAUACAAGGACAGUUUUUUAUAUUAAAGGGUGUGACUUCUUUUUUCUUUACUCACAGAAUGUAGCAUAAUGUGGAUUGAAUUAACACGUGGCUUUUCCGCGGCCUGAAGGCCACAAUGUCUUCUUUUUUAUGUGAAAAAUGGAGGUACAUUCCUCAGCUACUCCAAACUGUAUUUACAUGAUUGUCUUAAUAUGCAGGUUCUCUUUAAAGCACUACACUGGCAACUUAACUACCCUUUUACAAAGACGACUAAACCAAGACCCCAUAUACGCCUGUUAUCAUGCAAACUUUACCUGCUUAUCUGAUCUGUCUAUAAGGAUUUUAAAACCUGGUAUUAUUCAGAGUUUCCUUAAUGUGAAAAACACCAGAAAACCAAGAGUGUGUUUCAAAAACGUUCAGUCGUUCCUACCCUGUCUGGGAGUUAAAGUUGAUUCUUUUAAAAUGUACCAUAAAAGGCGAAUAAGUUACCUAAAGAACAGGGCACAAACAUGACUCAAUUAGGCGCAAAUUAAGCAUUUACCAGGUACUAUUUUCAGUCGCUGACUAACAUGUCCUCAUGGGUAUUUACAGCAUAAGGAAGUCUGUGUGAGAUUAACUUUCAGCCCCCAUGUAAUGAAACAGUGGGACUGAGUUUUCUAUGGUUUUGGUGAACAGACAAUAUCUUUUCAGAGGAUUAAUUUAUAAGCCAAUUAAUACAGAUCCGCUCUAAACUUUACCGUGUUCUUCCUAGGCCCAUGAUGGACCUUUCUAACAAGUUUCAUAACAAUCAGGCCUUACGUUUUUCAGUAAUCCUGCUGACAAACUGAACUCAAACCAACAGCUUUGCAGGGAUCAUAGACAUAGGUUUUUUUUUGGAAAGUCACCAGAAAACAAAAUCAUUUCCUAAAAGAAAACAUUUGUGUGAGCAGUCUAAAAAUGCAUAAAUCUAUUUAAUAGGAGGUUUUCUCUAAAGACAAUACGAUGGUGACUUGAUCAAAUGAAUCUGGCAGCCUUCUUUACGUCAUGAGUAGUUCUUAACACUUUUAAGACUAAUUCUUCCCUUUGACUUUUGAAUGCACCUUUUUUUUUCAUUAGUCCCUGAGCUCUGCCUGUCCAACUUAAUAUUUAUAUCCAAUCACAACUCAGAAUUAGGACAACAAGAGCUACAGCUAAUGAAACUGUACAUAAAUGCAAAGGCCUGUGACUCUCUGUCGUUAUGCAGAUAGGGGAGACAGGUAAACAACAGGUCUAAACGAGGUCUUGGUUAAUUCCAGUCUUUCUAACAAUCCACAUAUUUGAACUCAGUCCUGAACACACCACUGUAGCUGGUCCCUAUGGGUUUUUUUUAUCAUGCAUUUCCACUUGUAUCCCAAAAACCAGACGUGUGAUUGUAGCUCUUCUGUGCAGCUCCUCUGCAGCGUCACCGACUCGCCUUGUGUGCUGACACACACACACACACACACACACACACACACACACACACACACACACACACACACACACACACAGUGCUGCUCUCCAUCCGACGGCCUUACUCUGCCUCCUCCAGGUCCUCAAACCCGACUGUAACACCAAAACACUCCCGAUGUCGAGACGUGAGCCGAUCCGUUGCAUCUACCUACACUUUGUGGAGCCAAAACACGACAGACUGUUUGCUUUUCCGGAGAAAAUAUGGUUUAAGAAGCCUUUUACAUUUCUAAAAACAGCAAACAUCUGUUGACAUUUCACCCGAGUGAUCAGAAUCUUUCAAAAAGUGCAUGCUUGAGUUGUUUCAGGCUCCCAGUGCUUUUCUAUGAUACGUUCUUUUCUAUCAUUUUGACGGUGCCUAAGUUAUGACGAUGCAAUUUCCCUAAUGUUUUUACUUUUGGAAAAACAAGUGGCUUGUACAAAUUUUGUAGAUUUUGUCUUGUAUUUUCUUUCUCUUUUGGUAACUGUAGCUUGUAUAGUGUCAUAGGCCUUUUUCCACUAUUAAACCAUUUUAUUCCUUAUAA
Molecule: messenger RNA, 4402 nt
Organism: Eleginops maclovinus (Patagonian blennie)
Lineage: Eukaryota; Metazoa; Chordata; Actinopteri; Perciformes; Eleginopidae
Product: vang-like protein 2
Exons: 8
Coding region: 472-2049 (525 amino acids)
Biological process (GO): Wnt signaling pathway, planar cell polarity pathway; establishment of planar polarity; multicellular organism development
Cellular component (GO): plasma membrane
Source: RefSeq, a predicted model, not a curated record